This is a messenger RNA of Cephus cinctus (wheat stem sawfly), 3403 nucleotides long. Its product is annotated as cell wall protein DAN4. The transcript is spliced from 5 exons. Gene Ontology annotation, biological process: negative regulation of transcription by RNA polymerase II. The record is from RefSeq and is a predicted model, not a curated record. Lineage: Eukaryota; Metazoa; Arthropoda; Insecta; Hymenoptera; Cephidae. Bases 537 to 3083 code for a protein of 848 amino acids. Gene Ontology annotation, molecular function: promoter-specific chromatin binding; metal ion binding. Gene Ontology annotation, cellular component: PRC1 complex.
UCUAGCAGGGGCUUUGAGAGCACGAUGAUUAAGGGGGGCAAGAGGAAAGGAGAAAUUAGAGAUAUAGAGGGAAGACGGUUCAUUCGGAUAUUCUCGGAGAUAUUCGGAAAUGAUCGUGAACAAGAAGGCGGGGCCUAGGCGGGGUCGAUACGGGCAGUUUUCUUUGGUUCUGUGGAGUGUGUCGCGCUAAUAGAUAAUGUCAGUGUCCGUUAGUACGGACAACAGUGCAGUGGGAAGAAAGUAUUGAAAGAUUCAAGAAAGUGGCGCGAGUACUAGUAAUAAUAAUUACCAUGAGGAUGAUCGAAGUAAGAUAGUUUAUACCAAAAGGUAGAAGAGGAGUGUUCUUAUCACUGGACGUGAUGCUACGCCGUUGCGUGAAAUCAAAUCAGAUCCGUAAAGACGUAUCGCGAGGUAGCUCUAAACGGCGUUGUCGUAUUGCCGACGUACCGCGCGAAAGCCCUGUUGCCACAUUUCUCACAUAAGCUGUACGGGUGCCGAAUGAUGUCGAUCUAGAGUAUAUAUUGUAUCAGCAAAAAAUGGAGGCUAAUGAAAGGGACAAGCCAUUGGUAAAGGAUUUGAACGAGCAUAUCGUCUGCCCGCUCUGUCGAGGAUAUCUUAUAGAUGCCACCACACUCGUCGAAUGCCUUCAUUCAUUUUGCAGAGGCUGUAUUGUGAGGAGGUUAAGCAGUGGUGCUCGAGCUUGUCCAGUAUGCGGCGCAGCAACAUUGCCGCCUCUCUUACCGGAUUUGGGAUUACAGCGGUUAGUCUACCUACUGGUGCCAGGUCUUUUCCGGUCAGAAUUAGAACGUAGACGUCACUUUCGCCUGGUGAACCCUCAAUGUCCACCCCUAAUACCACCUUUGGGAGCUUUGGAGCUUACUAUGGACGAUAUGGUCAGUUUAAGCUUGCGAGAAAUCUAUAAAAUCAAAGAACACAACAAUUCGUCAGAACGUGAAGAAAUUCAGGAUGCAAAUUAUGACGAAGACAAGGAUGAGCAUGAGAAUGAUGGGACUAGAUACUUGAAGUGCCCAGCUGGUGUUACAGUAAGGCAUCUUGUGCGUCUUCUAAUGUUGAAAAGAGGAUGGAAAGAAGACGAGAAACUUUUACGAGUAAAAAGGAUUGAGAUGCUAUACAGAAAUUUGGUUACGGGAAAGCAGCAGCAUAUUGAAACCUUAAAAGUCUUGGAACUAUCCUGGACCUUGCUCGAUCUAGCGUGUAUUUUUAAAUGGAAACGGGAAACACCGAUGCGUUUAUUCUACCGUGUGAUCUGUAAAGAGGAUUCGGAAAACCCGGCCCUUAUGUCAGAUUGUUUGGAAAACAAUACAGACUGCAAUAUUGAAAUCCAGCGACCUCCAACACCACCACCAAGCCCUAAGCCUAACAAAGUCAGCAUAACCUUUGCUAUCACUUCUUCCUCUCCACCAUAUACAUCAGCCUCUUCGCCCCUCAACUCAUCUUCAUCCUCUGCUAUCUCUACGCCAGUCUUCUCUUGCACUGCAUCUUCAACAUCUUCCUCCUCGUCUUCUGAAGUCACUGAGGCCACUAUCCUGACCACAUCAUCCAGUCCAGUUACGACGAUCUGCAUCGCCGCCGUUUCCACUUCUGCCAUCACUGGCGUAAUCAACACUGUAACUAAUACAGCUGCUGCAGUUGCUUCUGCAAGUGGCGAUAUUUCAAAUGCUGUCACUGUCACUGGGACCACCAUAACUACUAGUGCGAUUUCCUCAAUCUGCCCUUGUCUUUCCACUUCCACAUCCGAUACUGACACCGCCACUGCUACCGCUACCGAUACUGAUACCGACACUACUACUACUAUAAUUAUCGGCAGUGGCCCUAACGGUAUUGUGGCAGUAGGGUCAAAAACCAGAACCCAACAAGAAUACAUUCAUAAUGCAGAAAGCUUAGCAUCGAGCAUUCGCGAGGAACCAUUCCCAAAAAAACCUAGAUGCGAAGUGACACCCGUUUUACGAACUCCUGGACCGAAUUCUUCAUCGAUUAAAGUAAAAUCCCGAGGAACAAAAGUAGACCGAUUAGAACAUCACAAACGACGAAAACGGCGUAAUAAGCGUGUUAUCGCUGAAAUUACAACGACGCCACGAGAGGAUUUACUUAAAUUAAAAGUCCGCCUAACACCCUGUCCACCUCGAAUUACCUCAGAAAAUUCGACAACUACGAAAGAAAAGCUUCUGCAGAUGCGGGCGGUACGUCGAGAAAAGACGAAAAGCAAAAAUUCCAUCGAAGAGAAUAUCGUCGAUAGUGGGGAACAGGAAGAAACCAUAGAACAAAUUAUUAAUAGUAUACCCGACGAAGUGGUGAGAGUUGCGCAAACGUUAGAUGAACAAUCACAGUCUGUUGAUAUUCAACGUCCAUGUGUUAAGAACGAGGACUUAAAUAGUCAGAGAAACGUCGAAACAAAAGAUGAGGAGGUUCUUCGACGACUAGGAUUAGUUGCGGUUGCAGAAAUGACAGGAACAUCUAAAACUUAUACUGAUUCUGGAUUUUCAAUAAAGUGUAAAGGCACCAAUCAAAGUCAAGACUACCAACGAGAGGCACUCGAGAGACAAUUAAGAGAAAGUAAGGCGAAUAGAGUUCGAAGCUUAUUGGCCGAGAAACAAAUGCGAGAUGCUCUAAAAAGCAUUAUGUCAAAAAGUAAAGAGAAAAGUACGAGAAAAGGUCCACCGCCGUUGGCUCCCUUGACACUAAAAGCUUUUGACGCAAAAACCGAACGGCCUCUCGAUCUAAGUAGUGGUGCUAACAGUAGUGCACUUGAUCUAUCUCCAGGUCCUGGGGUAAAUAUGCACGGAAAAAUGUUAAGAUUUUCUCCUGCAAAACCAGAAGAAGGCAAGACGUCAGAUUCGAAUCUAAGGACACUAUCGGACGCUGCAGUAUCACUCCUAGGUACUAGGACUUCCGGUAAGGUUGCACUGAGAAUUCCCCAACCACCGAGAACUUCCAACUUCGGUAUAAAAAUCAAACCAAAUUUAGGACUUAGACAAAUUCCAAAUCCUCAAGCUUUUGUUGCUUCUCAGUACAGGAAUCAAAGGACAUCAGCACUUUUCGGAAACUCGCAGUUACCGUCAUAAUAUAUUUUUUUUUUGUAUAAUUAACAAUUCUAUAAUUUCCCAAAGUACAAUUAAAUCGGAAUUAAUCGGAUGAACUCGGAUCAAUUAAAAUUUUCAAUUUCAUUUACAUUAAGAGUACUAUUGAAAACAAGCUUUAGGAAAAUAUGUUUCACUUUAGUGAUUCUGUUGGACUUUAACACUAGAUUGCCCAAAGAAGUUAUUUUGACUGCUUUUUAAUUUCAAUUAGAAAAAAAAUUAUGUAUAUAAUGACACAAUUUCUUAGAACUUUGUGACUUUUUCUACAACAUAUAAAUGCGUUUAUUAAUAAUUGUAGUUACCUC